AGAGAUAUAGGUUUCAGAAAUCCUCCCCCACCAUCAGGUUCCCAUACACCUCCUCACAGAGGCCAGUCCGUUCCCGAGAAUCCACCGCGGCUUUUCCCCGCAGCCCUGUUUCUUCAGCGACUCCCGUAGAGUUUGAAUGGGAGGUGGUGCCGUGACCCUGCAGCUCCGUGUGACUGCGGCCAGUGGAGCAGUAAACACUGCUUUUCCAUGCUCUCUCCCGGGCAGAGACAGACCCUGGAAACGUGCUGAGAAGUUCCGACAGAAGCUGCAAUGCUUUCCUUUUUUGUGAACAAGGAAUACUUCUGUUAACUGAGCGGAAUAACCUGAAAAAACAGCCUGCUACUGAAGAGAAACCCAAGCUAUUCCUCUCUCAAAUCCUCCAUUACCACUCCAUCACCAGCUGGUGGAGGAUGGACCAUCCCCAGUACUGCCGGCACUUCCUGGCGGACAACAGCACCCUUCAUGUUGAGCGAUGUAUGAGUGUAAUGCAGUCAGGCACUCAGAUGGUGAAGCUGAAGAAUGGCUCCAAAGGUCUGGUCCGCCUCUUUUACCUGGACGAGCAUCGCUCCUGUAUCCGCUGGAGACCGUCACGCAAGAGCGAGAAAGCCAAGAUUACCAUUGACUCGCUCUACAAGGUCACAGAAGGUCGUCAGUCGGAUAUCUUCCAUCGUCAUGCUGAAGGAAACUUUGACCCCGCCUGCUGCUUCACUAUUUACCAUGGGAACCACAUGGAGUCUCUGGAUUUGGUGACAUCUAACGCGGAAGAGGCUCGGACGUGGAUGACGGGACUCAGGUACCUGAUGGCCGGCAUUAGCGAUGAAGACUCACUGGCCAAGAGGCAGCGGACCCAUGACCAGUGGAUGAAGCAGACGUUUGAGGAGGCUGACAAGAAUGGAGACGGCUUUCUGAACAUUGACGAGAUUUACCAGCUGCUGCACAAGUUGAACGUCAACCUGCCUCGCCGAAAAGUGAAGCAGAUGUUCCAGGAAGCAGAUACCGAUGACCAGCAGGGCACGCUAACGUUUGACGAGUUCAGCGUAUUCUACAGGAUGAUGUCGUUAAGACGAGAUCUUUUUCUGCUACUCAUGUGCUUCAGUGAGAAGAAAGAUCACCUGACUGCUGAGGAGCUCGGCAACUUCCUACGAGCGGAGCAGAAGAUGACCAACGUGACGGCUGAGUACUGCCUGGAAAUCAUCGAUAAGUUUGAAGUAACUGAAGAGAACAAGCAGAAAGGAAUUCUGGGAAUUGAAGGUUUCACUAAUUUCAUGCGGAGUCCUGCGUGUGACGUCUUUAACCCUCAGCAUAACGAGGUUAAUCAGGACAUGGAUCAGCCUCUGUGUAAUUACUUCGUCGCCUCCUCUCACAACACUUACCUGACUGGAGAUCAGCUCCUGUCCCACUCCAAAACCGACAUGUACGCCUGGGUCCUGCAGGCAGGCUGCCGCUGCGUUGAAGUGGACUGCUGGGAUGGUCCAGAUGGUGAACCCAUGGUCCAGCAUGGAUACACACUCACCUCCAAAAUCACCUUCAAGUCUGUCAUCGAGACCAUCAACAAAUACGCCUUCGUCAACAACGAAUACCCAGUCAUCCUGUCCAUAGAGAACCACUGCAGUAUCCAGCAGCAGAAGAAGAUUGCUCAGCAUCUGAAGGAGAUCUUUAAGGAUAAGCUGGAUGUGGGAGAACUCCUCCACAGAGAUUCCAAACAACUGCCCAGUCCCAACGGUCUGAAGGGCAAGAUCUUACUGAAGGGUAAGCGCCUGCCUCCGUAUCUCUCUGCGGACGCUGAAGAAGGGGAGGUGUCAGACGAUGACAGUGCAGAUGAGAUCGAAGAUGACUUCAAACUGAAGAACAGCACAUCUAACGGUCCCACACAGCACAUGGUUGAAACUCAGAUCAGGAAGAAGCUGGACUCUCUGCUGAAGGAGUCUCAGAUCGGUGAUAAAGAAGAUACGGACAGCUUCUCAAUACGAGCCCUGCUCCGAGCUACACAUGAGGGCCUGCACAAAAACCUGCGCAAGAAUUCCAAAGAGGGCUUGAAGAAGUCUCAGAGUCGAUCCUUCAUCAGCAACCUCAAGCAGAAGAGGCACUCCAAAUCGAGGCUGAAAUGUCAGAGUGUUGACACAGAUGAGGACGGGCAGCAAGAAGCAUCCGGAAAAGAAGGAGGAGGACAGUUCAACAGGAGUGGGGGCAGGAGGAGGACGAUGAAGCUCAGCAGAGAUCUCUCUGAUCUGGUUGUCUUUACCAACUCUGUGGUGUCUCAGGAGUGUCUGGAUGAGGGUUUUGUGGUGAAUGUGCUUUCGUUCAGUGAGACGCGAGCACAGCAGCUGGUGCACCACCGGGCAGAACGCUUCCUUACUUUCAACCAGCGGCAGCUCUCGCGCAUUUACCCCUCCGCCUACCGCAUCGACUCCAGCAACUUCAACCCACAGAACUACUGGAACGUAGGCUGCCAGCUGGUGGCUCUGAACUAUCAGACAGAAGGCCGUAUGAUGCAGUUGAACAGGGCGAAGUUCAUGGUAAAUGGAGGAAUUGGUUACGUCCUGAAACCGCCACCCAUGUGCAAAGGUUCCUUCAACCCCUACAGUGAUGAUCCUCUCCCUGCCUACCCGAAGAAGCAGCUGGUACUGAAAAUCAUCAGCGGGCAGCAGCUCCCUAAACCUCCGGACUCCAUGCUGGGCGAUCGAGGGGAGAUCAUUGAUCCAUUUGUGGAGGUGGAAAUCAUCGGUCUUCCAGUGGACUGCUGUAAAGAACAGACACGGGUUGUUGAUGAUAACGGCUUUAACCCUGUUUGGGAGGAAACCCUGUCCUUUACCCUGCACAUGCCUGAGAUUGCAAUGGUUCGCUUCCUGGUGUGGGAUCAUGACCCUAUUGGCCGAGAUUUUGUUGGCCAGAGAACUGUGGCCUUUAGUAGCUUAAUGCCAGGUUACAGACAUGUGUACCUGGAGGGGAUGACGGAGGCAUCUAUUUUUGUCCAUAUCUCAGUGCAUGAUAUCUAUGGGAAGUGGAGUCCUCUAGUCCUCAAUCCCAGCUAUACCAUAUUGCACUUUCUAGGAGCUAACAAGGGUCGUCAGUUGCGGGGUUUCCGUGGCUUCUUCAGCAGGAGUUCCAAGUGUUCUGUGGACACACAUACUGGUGUUCCACCGCGCAAGCGAUCCAUAACCAAUCACCUGCUGCGCAGAACUGCUAGUGCACCUGCAAAGGGUCGCAAGAAAACCAAGAUGGCGCUGUCUGAGACCUCGCUGGACAAGGACAAAAACGACAGCAAUGGGGACCUCAAGCAGCAGGCUGUGGAGAAGAGAGUCGGUCCAAGAAUGGCCCUCCAGCACCGGCCAGCCUCCAUGCCCCUGGACAGGCUCCUACAGAGCAGACUUACCCUGUCUUCCCCUGAAACAGACGGAGCCGACCCUGGUGCUGACACAAUAAUUGAUGCAUUCCAAUUGGAGAGACCCAGGUCUAUUUCUCUGGAUCUGCUCAUCGAAACCUCUGCCCACAAAGACCCUGACGAUGCCCUCAUAUAUGAAGUCAUCCAGGACAAUCCCACAAAGUCUGAAGAAAUGGGUGAGGCCUCAUACUUCGUCAUUGGCGGAAGAGGUGAAUCUACCACUGACAAUGACCUCCCUGAACAUCUAGACCAUCGCUUCAUCCAGCAAACCAAAGCUGAAAAUUUUACUGCUUUUCAAAGGCUAACGGAUAGUGUCUCCAGUCUCUCGGAUCAACCUGACUGUCAAUUUAGCUUGCAAACAGACGGGCCCCAAAGAGACAUUUCCAAAAAUAUCAAAGCAUCCAACAUGGCUGCCCAUUCUACUUCCUCCUUUUCAGGGGCUCAUGCCCAAUCUCCACUUCCUUCCACAGUGUAUCAGCCUAACCAGCAAGGUCGAAUGUCUAUUCAGGACAGUGCCCUUUCCCGCCUUAUUGAUGCUGUCUCCUUCUGCAAUGAUUACGACACGUGUGGGUCCAUAUCAGCUCUUAUAGAUCAGUUUGAAAUGACCAAUGAACAAAGUAAGCUCAAUCUGUCCAGUGGCUCAAACCAGACUUCUAAGUCUUCUAAACUGUCCAUCCCACAAACAAACAACAAACUUUCCAGCACUCCACUGAAGAUUAUACAAGAAUCCACUCAAAAAGCAUCAUGGCUUGCAGAUAGAUCCGUCCUGUCUAGUCCUGAAACCACUGAACCAGCUGUUUUUACAAUUCUAGACGAAGAAGUGCUCUCUCCUGUCCCUAUUUACGAUACUAUUGACCAUACCAUUGUCUGUAAUGAUUCAGAGACCAACUUGACAAAAUGUGUGACAUCUAUUGGUAGCCGAGGUUCCUCCCCAAAAUUGUUGCCUGUUGAAAGGGCAAAAGACGGUAACAGUGCCUGGAUACCGUAUAGAGAUGAACACUAUAAAGACCACCACCAGUCUACUAGGUCUUCCAGUAUCUUGGCAUGUGGAGGUUACAGAGAAACCUCAGUAAACAGUACAGUCUCCGACCGCUUUCUUAUGUGUCAGGGUUCAGCUAGCAGUAGCUUGAUGGAAGUGGAAAUCAACGUGGAUGGCGAUCCUCUGGAUACUUUGACCCUGGCAUCCUCAUACCAAGACCGUCAGUGGAGCAGUGAUCUAGGACUCUCAAACCAGCUUUCUCCUCUCCACAGACUAUCAUAUAAACCUUCAUCCUCAAUCCAUAAUCCCUAUAUACCUUCUCCAUCAAAAUCCUUGUAUAAACCCCCUGGCAUUGCCCACUCUGCAGAGUCAUCACCCUUUUAUAGGCCUUGCCAGCGCCCUUCACCACACAAGCCUCUUGUCUCCAGCACUUUGCAUCAGCAUGGCCAUGCCAUUACCAAACCCCAGUCAGACCCCAAGUUUUUCAGCUCUGCUAAAUUUCAGUCUGCCAAGUACAACAAUGACUCUUCCAACAACAGGCACUGGGAGACUAGGGAGAGGAAUGACUUGACCUGUAGGACAGAGCACUUGCAGAAUGGGUACUCGUCUUCUGACUGUCUUCUAAGGACUCAAGUUAGUAACCCUCCACCAGCGAGGGAUUCCUACUUGCCGGUCUCUGAUUGUGAUAUGAAGUACAGUUCUGUGGAAUAUGGAGCUAGCUUUGCUCCUCCAAGGCAAUAUUCCAUGCAACAAAGCCAAGCCUUAAAACCAACCCCUCCUGAGGGCUACAAUGGAAUCUACCUUCCUCAGACUCCUAGUCCAUGUAAGUCCAAGAGUCUGGGUGACUUGACAUCUGAGGACAUCUCUUGUAACUUCCAGAGCAAGUACAAGGUCAUCAGCCGCAGUUUCAUCACUCCUGCCAUGCAAGAACAGAGACGGAAAAAUGGCUUGGCCAAACGGCCAAACUCUACUGACCCCUUGACUGAACAACUUCGCAAACUUGUGACAUUGGAAGAGACGGAUUGCCACCGUCCUUUCCACAAGCAGUUCCAACACACUCCCAAGCCUCUGUCAGUGCUCCCUCCAGUUCCAGCCAGUUCUGCAGUUUCUACAGAGGACCAGGAGGACCCUCCUCCAUUCCUUUCAAGAAGGCUAUCCUCUCGAAGUCAGAGUCGGGUCCGCCACAUAGCCAGCCGUGCUAAAGAGAGACAACAGGAAGCACUCAAACGACCUGUUGGGGGCAGCUCUGAGGUGGUGCUUCGCAAUAAGCCAGUUUCCUCUCAAAAUCUCCUCAUCAACAGGCAUUCUACCGGUUCCUACAUCGCCGGUUACCUGGAGCAAGUGGGGCCAGAGGAUCGGGGCUUACCUGAGGGUUCCUGCACGACACUCCAUUAUGGCUACAGAGAUCAAUGUUAUGCUGAUGACUCUGUGCUGCCUUCCGAUUCCUGCCCCACCUCCGAACCUGAGGUUUACUUCUUGCUGAGACUUUGACUUUAGCCUCUUCUCUCUGUCUUGCCUGUACUUGUACUUGCUACCAGUGUGAUUUCACUUCUAGUUAGAAACAGUUUAUCAGUCUCUAAGGUACUAAGCUACUCACACUCUACCAGCUUAUUGUCGAAUAUAAAGUGCGCUUUGAGAACACAAGUCCAGAGACUAAAUGACCUAAAUCAAAGCUUCCAGCGUUGUGUAAAUAGUACAGCAAAUCCUGAUCAGUAAGUUUUUGGUCCUAGAUGCACUACACCAAAUUGCUACUGUAUCAAGCUACUUUUAUCUCUGUCCAUCUGAACCAUGUUAUGUGUGUAAAUGUUCUUGUUUGGAAAAAAGUAUUUACUGUAAAGGAAAAAAAAUAACCAGGCUUACUGAGGGUUGUUUUUUAAAGACAUUUUGUCUGGGUCUUCGAUUUGUCUCUUUCUAAAUGUCAAUCAACCGAUGAUUCUUAGAGGGGCCUCUAUUUUAAAAGGUAUCUUUUCUUCAGUCUUCCUGCACCCCUGUUUUGUUAUUUGUAGGUCUGUGUUUGUUGUACAUAUAUUGGCUAAUUUGCCUUUAUUUAAGGCCCUAUGGGUUUUCUGUUUGAAACUGAAUGGUGGUGUUACAUUUCUGAAACAGCAUGUGGACCGUGGACAUGUUGAGCAUGACUAUGCACAGAUGGGUAGAUGUAUCUGUGCCCUGAUUUUGCAUAGAACUCUUUGCUUUAUUCCAUGCAACUCACAAGAGAAACCUGCCUGCUCAGAUCUGCUUGCUCUCACUCUCUUAGGCAUGCAUUUUCAGAUUAAUAUACACUGCUUCGUAAUCAGAAAAAAAGAAACUGUGAGGUUAAAGUUUUAUUUUUGUAAUUGCUUUGAUACAGAUUUCCAAAAAGAAGAAGAUAAAUGGUCUAAAUAUUUGUUUUUUUUUUUCUUUCCUUUUAAAAAGGGAGCACUGGACUGAGAAGUCACAGUUAUGGGUUACACACUGGACAAAGCAAUGGUUUUGUUGUUAUUGUUUUUUUUUUUUGUUUCUGUGUUAAAGGGUACCCAGAUCAUUCUUUUUAUUAUUGCUCAUCGAAUGUCUAUGAGCAUUUUCCUACCAAUGCAAUAAAAUUCAGUUUGACAUUAAA
Astyanax mexicanus (Mexican tetra) is the source of this 6957-nucleotide messenger RNA. RefSeq names its product phospholipase C, eta 1 (gene plch1). The record is from RefSeq and is a predicted model, not a curated record. Gene Ontology annotation, molecular function: phosphatidylinositol-4,5-bisphosphate phospholipase C activity; calcium ion binding. Gene Ontology annotation, biological process: lipid metabolic process; phosphatidylinositol-mediated signaling. The transcript has 24 exons. NCBI's taxonomy places the organism in Eukaryota, Metazoa, Chordata, Actinopteri, Characiformes, Acestrorhamphidae. The coding region runs from base 411 to 5852 and encodes 1813 amino acids.